AUGUUGGACAAUGUCUGCAUACCGAUCAAUCUUGAUGCCUUCGUGCUAAACAAGCCGUCUUGCGAUACCCAAGGAUCUACAGUGCUCGUGGCUCCUAUUACGCAGCCAGAUUAUGUCGGGCUACGACUUGAUAGUUCAGUCAUUAAGCAUGACGUCCUCCCACCUAUUGAUCUUCAUGCUUCUCGGCCCGCUAUAUUGAACCCUAGGAUUUCAAAGGCAUAUUCUAGCGAGCCCAAACCUGUCGUGAUCCAAGAUCCUGCUCCGAACUUUGAAGUCAACCCAGAGGGUUCAGUCAUUGAAUCUCGUCUUGGUGUCUAUCUUCACUGGAGCCUGUCUCGGGGCUACAGGACUGGAGCGAGUGCUGCUCCAGAGACCGAGAGACAUAAUCCAGAUAAUGGUACGGAAGCAUCUACCUCGCCAAAUCCAACAUUUCGUCUCGUUCCAAACAGAUGGCUUGUUGUUCGAAUUCUCAAGGAGUUCCUCCCAGCAGAUGCUAGAAUUCCCAAGGUAGAUGCGUGGGUAGUGGAGUCAGACCGUUUGCAAACGAUCGAAGAUCUUGCCGGCGAUGUUGAUCUGGAGACAGAAGUUACGCCUUUCGUGAUGUAUGAUAACAAAGCUCCGAAAGGAAAUCUUCUUUACAGUCAGGCCGAAAAAUAUAUCGGAUACAGAUCCCCAAGUUUGCUGACAACAAAGUAUACGGAGUCCGAUGUACCACGAGUCUCUUUAAGUAUCAUGAAUUCAUCUAACCCGGUUUUCGCGGAUUACACCAUCCACAACCCCAAUGUCUUCUCUAUGAAAGACAACUUCGAGUAUGAGAAAGGCAAAUACCUUCAGCAUGCGCUAUGUGAUUACGUUGUGGUCGGUUGGCACAGCUCCAUGGAUGAUGGUCCAUUGGGAAAGAACGGAAAUAGAGGCAAUCUCAAGGCCAGACUCGAAGAGUUCUUUUGUAAACUCACUGUUGAUGCUACGGCAGAGCUCGAAAAUAAUCGAGAAAAAACAGCAGUCAUCUCACAUGGCAUGAUAUCUGAUGUCCUUUACGACUCAAAGCAGAGGCCAAAGACUUCGGCUGACAAGUACGCUGAAAACUUUACGAAGGAUGUUGCCAUGGAACCUGUCUCGAUUGGUGUUACACCCCUGGACUCCGUGAUCACGUUCCUGCAUGCCCAUAGGGACGAUGCAUCGCAAGAGCAAUUGCUUGGUGAAGGGAUCAAUGCAACAGCAACGACGAUUCUUGAAAUGGCAGAAUUGCUGUACGAGGCCGGGACUGACUACGAUUCGCGUGUCAAGGCUGCUGAUUUGAUAUCUGGACAAAGCUUCAAAACAACACUCGGGGGGUAUGCAUGGCAUUACGACAAGAGGAAGGCAAAGAACGGACCGCCUCAGUCUCCGUCCAGAGAGGAAGACCCGGUCACUGGGCUGUCCGAGCUUGACAUCCUCAACCGAUUGAACGAGCUUCAACAACAGUUAGACAUCACUGAGCGAAAACUAGCAGUCAGUAGAUGGGCUCUGUUUGCAGAAUGGUUCAAGUACUGCACCGAUGUGAACAAUGGGAUUGAAGCCCGAAGAAGCCAAUAUCUUAACAGAAUGCUGGACCUCUAUGGCAGAGAGCAGACGACCAGCGACCCGAAAAUCCCAAAGAGCGUCUUAAAGUCGCUAUUGGACACAAAGGCCCGACUAACAUCUGCAAUUAAGAACAUCGUGCCUGACUCUGGAACACCGCAAAUUCCUGUGAAGAAGAUAGGUUGUGACACCUUCAAAAUGAGGACAGAUCCCACUAUUUGUGUUGCCGGGAUUGACUCUGGUUGGCCCGCUGAGUUUCUAGAUGCUGUUCAGAUUCGUUUCGAUACCAAUACCUUCCAGCCUCCAUCAAAUCCGGAAAUAACCACGCUCCUCUCCAAUCUCAAUUUACCCGUACUCUCUGGAGACAUUGUACCAACAAUCUUUAAACUACUAUGUGAAGCAAGCGACGGCACGAAAAGAUCUCAGACAGGUCAUAAGAGUUGGUCAGGCCAGCCAUUUUGUCCUAUUUUCAUCGAGUGGGAGGCAAUGUUCUACAAUGUUGAUGCCUCUCAAUGGGCCGUAGGGCUCAGCAGUUCACCCAUGAGUCCAAAUAACCAAAGCCAGGUCCGAUAUAUCAAUCCGAAACCUUUACACCAACCUUUCAACCUCAGCGACCAGGAUACAAGAGCCGUGUCUGGUCGAAUUUUGGUUCUCCCUCAGCCAUCAUUUGCCCUUGCCGCUGUCGUCAAACAGGUCCUGGAUAUUGCCGGCGUCGAUGUUCCGACGACCCUACAAGAGGAGGUUCUUGGCAAGGACGGGAAACCUGUCUUGGACCAAGAAGGCGAAAAGGUUCUUAGUGGGAGACUAGAUCAGGCGAGAUUUCAGGCAUUUAUUCGGAAGAUCGAGCAGCUGAAAUUCAUCAGCGGCGACUUGACUGGAUUUACAGACUCUUUAUUGACUUUGGGCACAGGCUCUCAUGUCAAACCCAAUGUCCGAGAGCAGGGGAAGGGUGUGGUAGCCCUACAAGAGGCCAUCGACUUAAGGCCGAAAAUUGGCCUUCCAGCGAAUCGACCCAAACUCAUGGAGGAGAUGGUCAGUAUGAUGGAUAGCCAGACCUCGAAGACCCCAUUUGGCACAAUGCACAACUUUGAAGGCAGUAAAUUCCAGCCUUUCAAAGGCGUUCAACAUGGACAGCUAGCUAUCACGAAGCUGACCAUUGUGGAUAAAUUUGGUCAAGCUAUCAGUUGUCCCCUCCCACGCAAGGCUCAGAAGAUCAAACCUAAUAUUCCCGACUUCCCCAUCAACCCCUGCGUCGCUGAUCAACUCUGCGCAACUGUCCUUGAGGAUGGGACAUUGAAUACGUGA
Messenger RNA from Cadophora gregata, 2865 nucleotides. RefSeq lists its product as uncharacterized. The coding region runs from base 1 to 2865 and encodes 954 amino acids. The transcript has 4 exons. The record is from RefSeq and is a predicted model, not a curated record. Lineage: Eukaryota; Fungi; Ascomycota; Leotiomycetes; Helotiales; Ploettnerulaceae.